Molecule: messenger RNA, 1677 nt
Organism: Sitophilus oryzae (rice weevil)
Lineage: Eukaryota; Metazoa; Arthropoda; Insecta; Coleoptera; Curculionidae
Gene: Pp4-19C
Product: serine/threonine-protein phosphatase 4 catalytic subunit
Exons: 7
Coding region: 210-1133 (307 amino acids)
Biological process (GO): peptidyl-serine dephosphorylation; double-strand break repair via homologous recombination
Cellular component (GO): nucleus; cytoplasm
Molecular function (GO): protein serine/threonine phosphatase activity
Source: RefSeq, a predicted model, not a curated record
UCGGAAAGUAUGUCUCAGCGUAUAUCGAUGUAUUUUAGGCUUGAUUAGGGAAGCUGUGGGUUUAUUUUGCCGAAAAAAGUAAGAUUUACUAGAAUUUCUUCUAAAUACCUAGUAACAAGUAAUGCUACAAAAGAAGUACUAGCAUAAUCCUUUUUUAAAAUAUUUCCAAUUUAAAUAGUAAGUAGGUUAACAUUAACAAAGAAGUUACAAUGAGUGAUAUCAGUGAUUUAGAUAGACAGAUAGAACAACUGAAACGUUGUGAAAUUAUUAAGGAAUCGGAAGUCAAAGCAUUAUGUGCCAAAGCACGAGAAAUAUUAGUAGAGGAAAGUAAUGUGCAACGAGUGGAUGCGCCUGUAACAGUUUGUGGAGAUAUACAUGGCCAGUUUUACGAUUUGAAAGAACUUUUUAAAGUUGGAGGUGAUGUUCCAGAAACAAACUACUUAUUUAUGGGAGAUUUUGUCGAUCGAGGUUUUUAUAGUGUAGAAACGUUUUUACUUUUAUUAGCUCUAAAGGUUAGAUAUCCAGACCGUAUCACUCUAAUCAGGGGGAAUCACGAGUCCCGCCAAAUUACGCAAGUUUAUGGCUUCUAUGAUGAAUGUCUUCGAAAAUAUGGUUCAAUAACUGUAUGGAGAUACUGUACUGAAAUCUUUGAUUAUUUAUCUUUGUCGGCCAUCAUUGAUGGUAAAAUAUUCUGUGUUCACGGUGGAUUGUCGCCAUCAAUACAAACUUUAGACCAAAUCAGAGUGAUAGAUCGGAAACAAGAGGUACCCCAUGACGGUCCUAUGUGCGAUUUGUUAUGGAGUGAUCCUGAAGACGCACAAGGGUGGGGAGUUUCUCCAAGAGGAGCUGGUUACCUUUUCGGAUCGGACGUUGUAGCCCAGUUUAAUACUUCCAACGACAUCGAUAUGAUUUGUAGAGCCCACCAACUUGUAAUGGAGGGAUACAAAUGGCACUUUAAUCAAACUGUAUUGACAGUUUGGUCAGCACCUAAUUAUUGUUACAGAUGUGGGAAUGUAGCCGCAAUACUAGAACUAAACGAACAUUUGCACAGAGAUUUUACUAUAUUCGAAGCAGCCCCACAAGAAGCGAGGGGCAUUCCAUCAAAAAAGCCGCAAGCGGACUAUUUCUUAUAAGUACUUUGAAUACGUUUAGUUGUAAUUUGAAAUUAUUGUAUUUUUUUAAAAGACUAUUACUCUUAAAGUUAUUCAAUUGAACUGGAGGAACAAAGAAACAUGGAAUGAAUUUCAAAUAGGUUUCACAUGUGAAUUUUUAAGACGAGAAUAUAAUAAAUAUGCCUACAAAGGCUGUACCGAUACUACCAAUAAGUACACUUUAAGUAUUGACAAGUGUUUGUAUGUAUAUUACUACAAUCUCCAAUUUUAUUAUCAAAAUAAUUAGUAUAUUUUUUAAACUAACUGUAUAUUACUGCAUCAAGUUUGUUGAGAUUUUUAUUAAGGUUCCAAUAUACAGGGGGUUCCUGGCUGAGUUUGCAUAAGUUUCCAGAGAUCUAAAAUUUCUAGAUCCUGUUUUUUGUCGCUCAAUGUUAGUCGGUGAGAUACAAGAACGGUAAACUAAUAGGAUUGCUCAUCCUCAUAAGACGUACGUUCGCCUCUUCCCGCGCUUCAGCUGACAGUUGUGACGUCACUGUAGUCCUUGUCAUGAUAGUGUGUAUUAUUA